AUGCUAUCUGUUGGCUUACUGUUUCUGGGCAUCUUCCGCAAUAUUCAAGCAUAUCUUCUACGUACGAAUGCCGCAGAUAAAAGAAGUCGGAGAGGAAACAGACCGGGAAGGGAAGCAUUAUUGUCUCCAACUUCUAGUCUUGUCAGCAGUAAGGCAGCAGCUGAUGCCGUUUUCAAAUCAGCCUGUAAAGAGCGGGUUUUGUUAGCUUAUACUGAUUAUAACUUGGAUAUAACAAAGAUUGUGAAUUUGUUUUCAAAAUAUGGUGAAACAGUAAGUACAGUACACGUCAGUAACGAUGCUGUCAAGAACAUAUUAGAAAUAGUUAGAUGGCCAUCGAUGCCAUUAAUUUUUGUUAAGGGAGACUGUUGUGGUGGCCUCAAAGAACUUCAUCAGCUGGAGGAAAAUGGUGCUUUAAAUGAAUGGCUGAAGGAACACCAGUAUGAUCUCGCUGUUAUUGGAGGUGGUUCCGGUGGUCUAGCAGCCGCAAAGGAAGCAGUUCAUUUUGGCAAAAAGGUGAUUUGUCUGGAUUUCGUUAAGCCAUCAACAAUGGGCACAACUUGGGGCUUGGGUGGAACUUGUGUUAAUGUAGGCUGUAUACCGAAGAAAUUGAUGCAUCAAGCUGCACUUUUGGGGGAAUAUAUUGAAGAUGCUAAGAUGUUUGGCUGGGAAAUACCCGAAGGUACAAUAAAGUUAAACUGGCAUCAACUCAAAAAUGCCGUGCAAAAUCAUAUUGCUUCGUUGAAUUGGGGAUAUCGAGUUCAAUUGAAAGAAAAAUCAGUGACUUAUAUGAACUCGUACGCCACUUUUACCGGUUCACAUGAACUAAGUGUCAAAAACAAGAAAGGAAAAGUUGAGAAAAUCACUUCUGACAGAUUUUUAAUCGCUGUCGGAUUAAGGCCACGUUUUCCUGAUGUUCCAGGAGUGCUGGAAUGCUGCAUUAGCAGUGACGAUUUGUUUUCACUGAGCUAUAAUCCUGGCAAAACUCUUUGCGUUGGUGCUUCAUAUGUUUCGCUAGAGUGUGCUGGCUUUUUGCGAGGUAUUGGUAAUGAUGUCACGGUUAUGGUCAGAUCAAUUUUGUUGCGUGGUUUUGAUCAGGAUAUGGCGGAACGCAUUAAGAAACAUAUGAUAGAGCGUGGUAUCAAAUUUAUCCCGUAUGUGCCAGUCAAAUAUGAAAAGCUCAAGGAACCAACCAAUGAUGAACCAGGAUUGAUUAGAGUUCAUACGAUCCAGAAGCAUGAAGACGGAACAGAAGUUCAAGUUGCGGAAGAUUUUAAUACAGUCUUGAUGGCAAUAGGACGUGAUGCUCUGACAGAUGAUCUUGGUUUGGAUUUAGUCGGUGUAGACCGCGCAAAAUCUGGUAAAAUAAUUGGAAGAAGAGAGCAGAGUGUUAGUUGUCCAUAUAUUUAUGCUAUUGGUGAUGUGCUGAAUGGCUCUCCAGAGCUUACACCUGUUGCAAUACAAGCAGGUAAAGUUUUAAUGCGGCGCAUCUUAACCGGAAAUUGUGAGCUUACCGAAUACAACAAAGUACCAACAACAGUAUUUACACCGUUGGAAUAUGGUUCUUGUGGGUUAUCUGAAGAUGCUGCUAUCCAAAAGUAUGGAAAAGAAAAUAUCAACGUAUAUCACAAUGUGUUCAUUCCGCUUGAAUACGCCGUAACAGACCGAAAGGAAAAAACACACUGUUACUGUAAACUGAUUUGCCUGAAGAAUGAACAAGACUUGGUUCUUGGUCUUCACAUCCUCACACCAAAUGCGGGUGAAAUAAUACAAGGUUUCGCAAUAGCUUUGAAAUUUGAUGCUAAAAAGGCCGAUUUUGAUCGAUUAAUCGGUAUUCAUCCGACAGUUGCCGAAAACUUCACGAUGCUUACGUUGCUUAAGGAGGAUGGGCAAGUACUGAAAGCUACAGGAUGCUGA
Messenger RNA from Cercopithifilaria johnstoni, 1914 nucleotides. The record is from the annotation of a GenBank genome assembly. NCBI's taxonomy places the organism in Eukaryota, Metazoa, Nematoda, Chromadorea, Rhabditida, Onchocercidae.